AUGUCUCCUCCUCGCGGCACCGCUGGGAAGAGCCCAGCUUCCAGUGACCAUGAUCGGAGUGCAAUGGCGCAUCUACAGGUAGUCGAGCAGAACCUGGUCUCUUCGGCGACUCGACCGUUGGCAGCACUCUUCCACAGGACGGUACCUGGCAAGCGCCACUCUGUCCUCCUAGAUCCGAUGCAGUUCCACAACGCGCUCUUCAAGGGGCUGGAAAGCGAUCCCCCUUUGACUCAACAAGUGGUGAUGACUUUGGCGACAUCCAACGAUGCGGCACCAAUGAUCUCAGCUAUGAUGUCUCGUUUCGCCGCCGACACAACGCUAAUGGCAGCCCUGAAGGACGCUUGCAGCACUUGGCCAAGUUUGGGGUCCUCGCUCAUUUCUUUGGCGAAUCGCGCUGUGGCUGUCCUCAACGCAGGAGCUUGGAUCAAGGGAGAGAAUGAAGCAAUCAACGCUCUUGCAGGAUGGGUACUACACCUUUACAGAAAGAAUCGACAUGGCUUCUUCAGAAAGAUGAGGAUGUCAACUGAAGACAGUCUGCAAUUGUGCGCACGGCUCCUGUUAUGCAUCUUCGAGGACCUGGCCUAUGACGGGAACUGUUUCAAGACGAUUCUCUCAGGCGAUCUCGCUGUCCCUACCCAGCUCGAAAUGCGCAAGAAGCUCGAGGCGCAGUACAUCUUCGUCAAGACCUUGGCAGAAGCAUAUCAAAAACAACUGGCCGCCCAAAAGGAGUCAUACGAAAAGGAGAUCUCUACGUGCACAACUAGUCCCGCCACCCCGUCGUCCAGGGCUCAACACGUCACCAAUGUUGGAGACCUGACCAAGCAGCUCGCGGCAUCUCAAACCAAGCUCAAUGCUACAGAACUAGAGCUCCAGAACACAAAGAACCAGCUUGAGUCUACUGAGCACAACAUGGGAAAAGUCAAGUGA
Molecule: messenger RNA, 927 nt
Organism: Pseudocercospora fijiensis CIRAD86
Lineage: Eukaryota; Fungi; Ascomycota; Dothideomycetes; Mycosphaerellales; Mycosphaerellaceae
Exons: 1
Coding region: 1-927 (308 amino acids)
Source: RefSeq, a predicted model, not a curated record